Molecule: messenger RNA, 1749 nt
Organism: Echinococcus granulosus
Lineage: Eukaryota; Metazoa; Platyhelminthes; Cestoda; Cyclophyllidea; Taeniidae
Product: Guanine nucleotide-binding protein G(q) subunit alpha
Exons: 10
Coding region: 1-1749 (582 amino acids)
Biological process (GO): adenylate cyclase-modulating G protein-coupled receptor signaling pathway; phospholipase C-activating dopamine receptor signaling pathway
Cellular component (GO): heterotrimeric G-protein complex
Molecular function (GO): G-protein beta/gamma-subunit complex binding; G protein-coupled receptor binding; guanyl nucleotide binding
Source: RefSeq, a predicted model, not a curated record
AUGUCUUGCUGUCGGAGUGAAGAGUAUAAGGAGCAAAAUAGAAUUAAUAAAGAAAUCGAGAAGCAGUUGAAGCGCGACAAGAAGGAUGCUCGAAGGGAGCUUAAACUUCUCUUGCUUGGCACAGGCGAAUCGGGAAAGAGCACCUUCAUCAAGCAGAUGCGUAUUAUUCACGGUUCGGGCUACUCGGAUGAGGAGAGACGCAGUCUGAUCAAACUGGUUUAUCAGAACAUCUAUCUUGCCAUGUACACCCUUAUUCGGGCCAUGGAGACCCUCAAGAUACCCUACGAGAACCCCAUCAACCGGGAGCACGCAGAGCAGACGCGCGAGAUCGACUACGAGACGGUGACCACCCUGGAUCCAGAUCACGUUGUGGCCAUCAAAUCUUUGUGGAGUGAUCCGGGUAUCAAAGAAUGCUACGAUCGUCGUCGCGAAUAUCAACUUGCUGAUUCUGCUAAAUACUACUUGGACAAUAUCGAUCGCAUAGCUGCCAGUGACUACCUUCCCACCCUGCAAGACAUCCUUCGUUUGCGUGUCCCCACCACUGGCAUCAUCGAGUACCCCUUCGAUUUGGACUCUAUCAUCUUUCGGAUGGUCGACGUAGGCGGUCAGAGGUCGGAGCGCCGAAAAUGGAUCCACUGCUUCGAAAGCGUCACCUCAAUCAUGUUCCUCGUCGCUCUCUCCGAAUACGACCAGGUUCUUGUUGAAUCGGACAAUGAGAACCGAAUGGAGGAAAGUAAGGCCCUCUUUCGGACAAUCAUCACCUACCCAUGGUUCCAGGAAUCCUCAGUCAUUCUCUUUCUCAAUAAGAAGGAUCUGCUGGAGGAGAAGAUUCUCUACUCUCAUCUCGUUGACUACUUUCCCGAAUAUGACGGCCCUCAAAGAGACGCUAAAGCAGCGCGCGAGUUCAUCUUGAAGAUGUUCGUGGAGCUGAACCCCGACCCGGAGAAGGUCAUCUACUCGCACAUCACCUGUGCCACCGACACAGAGAACAUUCGCUUUGUCUUCGCCGCUGUAAAGGAUACCAUUCUCCAGCUGAACCUGAAGGAAUACAACCUCGUUUACCGACCUUACACAUACAUGUGCUCCUGCCUACCUACCCAUCCACUCGUCCAUCCAUACGCCUGUCCAUCCACAAAAGACGCCACGAACCGCUCUGUACAAUUAAUCAAUCAACCAGUCUCUCCUCCUCUCUUUCUGCUCUCCACCUUCCUAUCCUCCCUACUUCACUUACCACCAUCUUAUCUGCGUGAGUGUGUGUAUUUACUCGUUCGCGAGGAGUUCGAGAGCAGUCUUCUUUCCUUUCUUCUGGUUCAUGUCAAAGCUACUUCUCAAGUGCCAUGUCUGCUAGUAACGCCUUCAGACCCUAACGACAGGGUCGGUUUAGUAGCAACGCUGUAUGAAGGCAGAGGUAGCAGCAGCAGCAGCAGCAUUCGCUGCAAAAGAGGCAUGAUGCUGAUGUUGCUGCUACCGCCGCUGACGCGUGUUCCACUGCGAAUAAGCCCUACAAAAUCUUGUGUGCGCACGCACACACCUCCGCACCAUAUCGCAUCGAUCGCCUCUUGGCUAGCUGUCCAGUUGGCGCACGCUAGUCCCCUAUUGGCUCAUCAUUGCCACACGUGCGUCCGUGGCUGUGCCCGCGUGGCUAUUCGUGUGGGAACGCGUGGGGAGACUGGGAUUUGUGGUGCCUCGUGUUUGUGUGUGUGUGUGCGUGUGCACGUCUUCUUCGCGUUUAUGUGUGACUGGGUUUAG